Ziziphus jujuba (common jujube) is the source of this 1194-nucleotide messenger RNA. Its product is annotated as serpin-ZXA. The record is from RefSeq and is a predicted model, not a curated record. Gene Ontology annotation, molecular function: serine-type endopeptidase inhibitor activity. The transcript is spliced from 3 exons. NCBI's taxonomy places the organism in Eukaryota, Viridiplantae, Streptophyta, Magnoliopsida, Rosales, Rhamnaceae.
AUGGAGCACUCACCAGAAUCAAACACAAAUACCCUCUUCAACACUGACUUCUGUUUGCUUUUCACAAACCAAAUUUUGGAAAAUGAAGCUGCAAAGGGCAACAAUUUUGUGGCCUCUCCUUUAUCCUUACAUGUUAUGCUAAGCUUGAUUGCUGCAGGAUCAAAAGGCCAAACUCUGCAACAACUUCUUUACUUUUUGGGAUCAACCAGUGUUGGUGAUCUUAAUCUAUUGUCUUCGAAGGUUAUCAAUCUCGCAUCCCCGGCUGAGAACGUUGCAGGUGGUCCACUUCUAUCCUUUGUCAAUGGUGCUUGGCUCGAUCAAAGGUUCACUUUGAAGUCAUCUUUUGAAGAGAUUGUCAAAGGUUCUUACAAUGCUGAGCUCAAAAGCAUGGACUUUGUAACCAAGGCUGAAGAAGUAGUGAAACAAGUGAAUUCUUGGGCUGAAGCAGCAACCAAGAGGCUAAUCAAAGAUCUUCUACCAACUGGAUCCCUCAAAAGUGAUACAGCACUUGUGCUUGCAAAUGCACUCUAUUUUAAAGGCGCAUGGGAUCAAAAAUUCGAUCCCUCGUCGACUCAACUUCGAGACUUUCACCUUCUAAAUGGGCAAACUCUUCAAGUUCCAUUCAUGACCACUAAUAGAUAUAUGCGCCAUCUCUAUGGAUUAUUUGAUGGUUAUAAAGUGCUUCAAAUUCCUUACCAAAGGGGUCAAGAUUAUGCCCGUAAAUUUUCCAUAUACUUUUUCCUUCCAGAUGAAAAAGAUGGCCUGCACAAUCUAAUCCAAAAGAUUAAAUUCAAUCCCGGUUUCUUAAAUCAACAAUUUAAGUAGUGGUUAGAGGAUCUCCCUGAUUUUUGGAUUCCAAAAUUCAAAUUCUCAUUUGAGUUGGAAGCUUCGAAAAGCAUGAAGGAAAUGGGGCUCAAACUACCAUUUGAGGUAGGGGAGCUGACAGAAAUGGUAGACAGUCCCAACAGUGAUAGACUUUAUGUUUCAGAUAUAUUCCAUAAGUCCCAUAUUGAAGUGAAUGAGGAAGGGACCGAAGCCGCAGCCAGCACUGCUGCUGCUUUUCGUUUCCUUUGUGCCACAUUUCCAACCCCAAGCUUUGUAGCUGAUCAUCCUUUCAUGUUUAUGAUAAGAGAAGAAAUUCAUGGAAUGGUGUUUUUUGUUGGAGCCGUGCUCAACCUUCUACUGGAUGCUUAA